CUCAUGUCUCUCAACAUUAUUUUAUACAAACAUUCAUAUAAUUCUCAGUCAACACUAAAACAGAUCCAAAUGUUGAUUCAGAUUGUGAUGAAUACACUCGCGGCUCAAUUUCAUAGAUGUCGUCCACUCAACGAACACAUGCAAAGUCCUAUACCAUCCCGUUCUCGAGAUUUGAGUACAGCAUCAGUAGAUUUAGAGCAAAUCCAAGAACAGGAACAAAGUAUUGACUCUCAAACAGAAGACAACGAUAUGUUUUCCCCGAAACUCAACGAAACGGUCAGCGCUUUCUCUAGUGAUGCCGACGAUGAGGACAAAGAGACCGAACCCAUCAGUGAGAGUCCAAAAGCAAGAGUUGUCGAUAAAAUUGAGGAUUUAAUAAUAGACAAUAAAACUAAUGACUUAAUCAGUACAGCAAUUGAGUCAAAAGUAGAGAAUUUAGCACAAGAUAUAGUGAAAGAAAAACCAGAGCUUAAGACUAAUGAGAUGACAGUUGCCAACAAACCAGAGCUUAUUUUGGCCAACAAUACGAUAGAGAAGGAGGAAAUUGUUGGCGAAAAAGUGAUUGAUGUGAACGAUAUGUUAACCAAUUCACAGAAACCUCCAUAUCAUCCACCGGUACAACGAAUCAGCCGUCAAUUGUCGCCAACGGCUAACAGACAUAAAAUGCAAAGAAUGGAAGCCAUCGAGGGUUCACUCAAACUGAAGAAGAAUAAGAAAGAUUUGAAUGAAAAACAGUGUCCAACAAAUGUAGCCGACAUUCCCACUCAUAAUUCAUUGACUCGUUUCGGAAGUGUAGACGAAAAGUGUUCAACUCAUGAAAGCGGACAUAAAGUGCUGCGAAAUGUGAACAGCAGUGACAGCGCGGAUACAAAAGUGUCAAAGUCUACGUGGACUAUAGAAAUACAUUCUCCGGUCAAACUUCAGCCCAUUUUGCCGGUCAGACCGCCUCAGGAAAGGCUUCUUCCCAUUGGAAUCUCAGCCAAAGAGAUGCGAACCAAUAAAGACAUGACAUUUCGCGAAGACUUUAGUCAAUUCGGAGACUAUGAUAACAAAGGUGUCCAAACAUUUAAACCGUUUGUCACGAGUGAAGGAGAGAUGCAUUUCCCGGUUUGUGAACGGCUUUUGCCGAUCGGACCGACGCCUCCCUUCACCAGAAAGGAAACGGUGUCUCCAGUGCCACAAAUUCAACCAAAAAGAUCAGCAAUUUUUCAGACACCGCUCUACAGGAAAGAGGAGAUAUUUUCUCCUAAAGUGGAGCCAUCAUUGACUCAAUUAGUGACAAUUGCCAGCAAUACUAGUACUUCACAUCCUUCCAGUGCAACAGCAUAUGCAAUGACUUCGACAACAACUCCCAUCACUGCAAACAAUACCAAAUCUGUAAUCUCUCCGCGAGAAUCCAUUGACAGUCCAGAAGUCAAAGUAAAACCUCCGAACUCUCCAAUUCUGGUGGGUUUGGCAAAAGUGGUCAAAGUAGGAGAAGCGCCAGAAUCGACACUAAAUGGUGCUAAAUGUGAUUCCGUCUCCAAAAGUGAUGUCAAUACAAAUAAACGCGACUCAAAGCCAAACAUCAAUGAAUCGAAAGAAGAAACGCUGGAAAAGGUUGUCAUAGAAAUGCCGUCUUCUCUCCCAUUGAACACCACUUCCGGAAACGAUAGACAGGAAGAGAAUACAAAUCGAAACUCUAAUCAAACGAUAACUCAAUCACAAAAUCCUACACAAGAGGAACAAAAGCCGAUUCGACAACACUAUCGGCAGAGAAAGACCAGAAAAAUGACGUCCACUGCCAGUGAAGUGCAGCGAUCUAUGGAUACCAGAGGCGGUGGUGUCGCCGAUAAGGUCUCGCGACGAACCGCCCGAUCGAUGCCAUCUAAAAGUAAGGGAUCGUCGCAACAAUCGGCCGGAAAUACGGUUUUCUCGCCCGAGGAUAUCGUUCACGAGCGGUGCACUCGUUGUGGACAUGUCUUGGAACAGUUCUCCGAAGAGGAAAUUGGUUUCUGUAUAAUAAUAUUAGGCACUUAUGUUCACCGCGAGCCCAGUAUUGCGGCCCCUAUUCUGCCCGAUGUCAUCAAAUUGGUGUCCAAAUACGCGGGACUCACAGCAUAUCACUGGCAGAGCGAAAGCAAUAUCCAUUUGCCCGGAAGCACGGCAUCGAUAGCCCGGCAAUUCAUUCGCUGUACUUUACAUCAAUUGGCGCCGAACGGCAUAUUCAAGCAACUAUUUUACGCACACUUUACCAAUCCAGGAUUUUUUAAAAGCAUAGCAUUAGCGUUGUCUGACUUCGUCGAUCUCAAUCAGGUCUCCCCUCUCGUAGAGCUCUUUCAAAAUCUGAACGAAAGAAAACAUUUGCCACAAAUAUCUGAAAUGUUGCAUAUGUUGAGUAAUGUCGCCACAUAUCUGGAGUGCAUAUCUCUGGAAACGCCAUCCCAACAGCCGUGGGCUCUAUUUCUGCCACAAUUAGAGACAUUUUUGCGAAAAUUAAUGCUUUUAUUGCCGGACGCGGGAGUACUUAACUUAACACCGAUUAUGCGAAUCAUGUUAUCGACUAUAAAACUGCCGAUAAUUAAUACAUACAAAACAAUUCUGGACCCCUUCUCCAAAAUGCUGUCUCAUAUCAUACAGCAGUCGCCUGUGCUCUACGAACAGCUCCUCGACUUAUGUAACCUUUGCUGCAGAAACUUUGUCCGGGAAAGAGACCGCUAUCUGUUGACGCGGACAGUGGUCUGCGAACUCAUUCAGGCCAUUAAGUUCCGGACAAUGAUUCCGGACGAGAAUCUAAUGAUGCUAGUUCAAUUCCUACUCCAGGACGGCUCCGGCACUCUCACCCCCUCCGUCAUCGUCGAGAACUUACGUAUGAAUAACACCAUUGAAAUCGAGAGCUACAACACCAACGCCUUUGAAUGCAUGCGACAAAAUGUGAUGGAUUUACUCGAGUUUGUCACUGAUGUACACACACUCUCCAGGGUUAAGAGUAAUUUUUUGGGAACUUCUAUACACCUGAAUGAAGAGACACUGGGAGGACAUCUCAAGUCAGGAAUUUCUCAGUAUUUAUCACUAGAGAUGACAAAAAAUAAUGGCAGUGAUCACCGGGCGAUAACCAAAUACCUUCCCUGGCUAUACAGUCUGCCAUCACUACAACAGGGUCCGAAAGAGUUUAUCGAUUGUGUGGCACACAUUCGGUCACUUUCGUGGCUAUUGUUAGGCUCGUUACAGCACUCGGCACUGCUCCACAAUAACGCCACAUUCCUGUGCCAACCCAUCCCAUUGGAGGCCAACACUCACAUCGCGGAACACAUUCAAGUCAUUUUGGCCGGAUUUGCCGAACAGUCCAAAGCCUCGGUACUGCACAUGUCCUCACUCUUCCACGCGUUCAUUCUGUGCCAACUUUGGACAAUGUAUUGCGAGAACAUCUCCGCACAGAACCCUCCCGGAAGCGAUCAGUACCAUCAGUGCACACUCACACUGUCUGAUUUCUGGGCCAAAAUAACCCCGGGCAUUCUACAACUGAUCUGUCACUCAAAAGUGCUGGCGGAGACGGUUAGCUUACAUUUCUUGAACUUAAUGGAAACACUGAUGGAAUGCAACUCAACAAUGCUUUCCAGAUUACUUCCCCUUUGGACGCCUGUAUUCAAUAGCUAUAAAGGCCAACUCUCGGGCAACACUCAGGUGCGGCUCCAGUCGGUCAUCAAUUGGCGGACACCUCCACAGACCAAAGACGACGCGGCCAUGACUUCUAGUACUCUAAUACGAUGGCUGCAGAGAAUGCAGACCAAAAUGAGUCAAAUCGAGAUGCAGUCUUCGGCCGCAAUUCAAUUCUAUUGUAUAUAAGUUAUAUAAUAUAACAUUUACAACGUUUACAUCACAACUGGAAACAACAAAAUAACUUAUUAUUUGUGUUUUUUAUAUAAUUAAUUGUUUAUUACGGACUUAAUUAAUAAGUUUUUUCAUAAUCUGUUGGGAAAGUGUGCCACAGCUCUACCUCUUAAUAGUUUAUUCUCUCCUUAUUUUUCAAAUAAAAACACACAUUGAAUGCCAUUACAUAUAAUACAGUCAACAUUAAAACGAAGGCAAACGAAACAGUUAUGAAUUAUUAGGAUUUAGAAAUCAAAUUAUUGUCCAAAAAUCAUACCACAAAAGAAAAAACAUGUAUAAAAAAGCAAUUUUUAAGCCAUAAAAGUACGAAACGAACAAAAAAAUUGUUUUUAAACUGUGUUUUCUCUCAUUUUUAUCAUAAUUGUUAUUACAGUUAAAUGUAUUAUUAAUUAAAAUGCAGUUUUCAUUCGCGAUUAGAAACUAAUACUGUAAAUGAGAGGAGAAAUAAAUUGAAUUUCAAAUAAAAUAAUGC
This is a messenger RNA of Medioppia subpectinata, 4342 nucleotides long. The record is from the annotation of a GenBank genome assembly. NCBI's taxonomy places the organism in Eukaryota, Metazoa, Arthropoda, Arachnida, Sarcoptiformes, Oppiidae.